Molecule: messenger RNA, 2298 nt
Organism: Folsomia candida
Lineage: Eukaryota; Metazoa; Arthropoda; Collembola; Entomobryomorpha; Isotomidae
Product: protein TFG
Exons: 6
Coding region: 471-2024 (517 amino acids)
Biological process (GO): COPII vesicle coat assembly; endoplasmic reticulum to Golgi vesicle-mediated transport
Cellular component (GO): endoplasmic reticulum exit site
Molecular function (GO): identical protein binding
Source: RefSeq, a predicted model, not a curated record
GUUGUCCUGUGUCCACUUUUAACUAUUGUACGAUAAAAUAUGAUAGCUAUGCCUAAAGCUCGUCCGAAAUUAAUGAUAAGCAAAGUAAUGAUAAGCAUGAAAAACGAAGUGUUUUUGUCACAUGAAAUAGUCGACUGGGAAGCCGGGAGUGGUAAACUGAGACUUUUUUUUUACUGGCACCUACUUUUCGCUGGGUAAUAAACAGCGAUUCAUGCAAAAGCGUUGAGCUGGCUGACAGAGACACGUCCACAAUCAGAUUUUCUUGCCAGUUCGUCGUUCUUUCCACUCUCGGCUGGUCACAAAUAACGACGCAGCUUAAUUAACUCUUCGGAGGGGAAACGUUAUUUUAAUGCGAGUAUCACCAAGUUAACCUUUACACAUCUGCGUCAACAUAAAUUUUAGUUUUUUGGGAGUUUUGCAGGUCAUAAUAUUGCGGAAUUGUGAGUAUUGAAGGAAAUUAAAAAGGGAAAAUGAACUCGACUGAGAAUACCAACAACAAUGACAACACUGCGACCGAAGGGAGGAAGAAAUCGGUCGAUGCCUUCACCAAAGACUCGGGAACGUCGGCAAGCAAUGCCAUGAAUUCAAAUGGGACAAGUGGAGGAACUCUUGUGAUUGUGAAGGUUCAAUUACGAGAUGACAUCCGGCGUGUUCCAAUUCACAAUGAGGAUAUUACUUAUGAUGAAUUGUUGCUGAUGCUGCAAAGGAUGUUUCGUGGUCAGCUGAAACCCGAUGAUGAUAUCACAGUUAAAUACAAAGAUGAUGAUGGAGACAUGAUCACAAUAAACGACUCGUCCGACUUGGCCUUUGCCAUCCAAUGUAGUCGUAUUUUGAAACUUCGGGUUUAUUUCAAGAAAGAUGAAGAUUUGAAUGGCAAACUCUUCAAAAACCUUCCAAUUGGUAUUGUCCGGUCUGAACUUCGCGAGCUUCGGGACAAAGUUAAUUCCUUGCUGGAUUUGUUGGGUGCUGAGGACGACAAAAAGAUUUUAGUGGAUCCUGCAGCUGCGGACAAGAACGCGAUUGUCGAUGCUAAAAAGGAGAAAAAAGGGAUCAUCCCCAAAAUGGAUAAAUUGGGAACUGAAUUAGAAUUUGAUCCCAUUCAAAAGCAACAAGGGCAGGAUGGCGCUCCUCAAGAUCUUCAUCAGGAGGAGCACGACAGGGGACGCUCACCAUUCAAUUACUCUUUUUCACGAUCUUCAAAUCAGCCUUCUUUGCGCCAACAACCACAAGGUCAACCGUCCAAUUUAGUUACUGAAUUGCUUGCCCAUCACCCACCCGUGCUUCCCACACAGCAACAGCAGCAGCAACAACAACAACAAGCAGGUCAUCCAUCACAACAAGGUCAUCCUCAGCCACCACAACAACAGCAGCAACAGAGUAUGGCUCAAAAUCAAAAUAUGCAGCAACAACCUCGCAUGAAUUUUUCAACACAGCCAACACAACCUCAACCUGUAUAUGCACAGGUGGUGCAUCAGCAUCCUGGAAUUCAGCAGCCUGUAAAUCAGCAACAACAGGUCCGGAGUGUAACCACUCCUCAAGGAAAUAUACCGCCUCCAAUUGGAGGAUAUCCAACCGUUUCCACACCCAGCGGAUCCAACUACAAUUACAAUAUCCCCCCACAAUAUCCAACAAUGUCAGGCCAGGGCCCCUACGGUGAAGCUCCAAUUCCAUUUUCUGCUCAAGCUCGACCAACUGUCCCCACUUCCAUGGUUGGAGGCCCACAAGUCGGGCAACCUGCGCAACAACAAGGUCAGUACCCACCUCAACAACAGCAACUACAAGGAUACCCACAACAACAAGGUGGGGCUGGUGCUCCACCACAACAACAGCAAGGAUACCCACAACAACAAGGAGGGGCUGGUGCUCCACCACAACAACAACAACCACCACCGCCGCCACAGCAAUCGCCUUAUCUUCCUCCACAGCCGCAACAAUACCCGGGUGCGUUCCCCCCUCCACCACCCGGACCUGCAGGUCUUAGUAACCCGUACUCACGUCCGCCUGCACCCUACAAAACUCAAUAAGCAAAAUUUGCCCGUCUUGAAUUUCCUUUGCCUUAUUAAGAAGAAUGGAGUCUGUAUUUUUGAGAUUCAAGCCAAAUUAAAAGUCAAAAUUAAAACUGUAUAGGUUCUUGUAAUUCUCUUGAAUGAAAAAGAAAACUUGUAAAUAUUUUAUCGAGCAUGAAAUGCCCUGCAAUAUCAAAUGGUAGUCAUUUUGAACAAUUAUUUAAUAAGAGAAUUACAAGAGGAAUUGUAUUUGAAUUUUGCAUUGAAUAAACAAAUAAAACUCUUAUUAUAA